UUGAGCGAGACCGUAUUAUACUUUAAUUCUAAGGUCGCUAUUAUAGAGAGUAUAGAUUGUGCGCCGGGGGAACGACAGUGACGCAACGAUGCGCUCGAGUUCCCCCACGUGAUCACUAUAAGCUACACGAAGCAUGGUCGUUUCUCCGUGAACACUGUAUGUUUACUCGUUUACCUCUGCAACGUUCUUGCGGCGCGUGGCUUAUUUUAGGCCUUUAUUCGAUCGUUAUUGAGUGUGUUGAGUAUUAAAUUUGUGUUCGGUACGGCUUCUAUACAGUGGCUUUCCUUAUUUUUCUUGACUUGUCCUGUCGUAUAUGCUGUGCCAGUUUUAUAAACAGAGAAACGAGGAUAUUAACCUCUCGCAGCAAAGAAUAUAUCGUAGGUUUUACAGACGGCAAGUUCUUCAUACGCAAACGUUAUAUUGACUGUCACGUUCACAAAAACGUUAUUUGAAUUGAAAUAGAUUUUGUCACCAAUUAUUUUCUUCUGAAGUAAAAUACGGAAUCAUGCCUAAAUUAAAGAAACAAACAUUUUAUAGUCGUCGGCAUCGAGGCCGACUUAUAAAAGAAAUGUUACAGGACAUUGAACUUGGUGGUAACUAUAAAGAAUCAGAAAAUUUAUCCGAAACGAGAAUGUCAGAGUGUGACAAUAAUAGUAAUGAUAGACAGUUGCAAAUAAACGAAGACAUUCCGUUCAAUUACAAUAAAGCUUGUAAUCGGUCAAUACAAGAGGAAGUAGAACAAGAAAUAGAAGAAGAGCAACAAGAAGUAGAAGAAGAGCAACAAGAAGUAGAAGAAGAGCAACAAGAAGUAGAAGAAGAGCAACAAGAAGUAGAAGAAGAGCAGGAUAUGGAACAAGAAGAAGAAACAAUCUUACCGAACGAAUACGAUAGCGAAGAUUCAAUGGAAUCGGAACGCGAUGUUGAUAACGAAAUAAAUAUUGGUAGAUUGCAGACAAAUCUAGUGCAAUGGAGUCAUGCAAACAAUAUAUGUAUAUCUGCCGUAACUAAUCUUUUACACGUAUUAAGAACCGAAAAUUGUAUGAAGAACCUUCCACAAAAUGGUCGAACACUUUUAAAAACACCUAGAAAAUCGGAAGUUUUUCAAAUGGAACAUGGACUGUACUGUCAUUUUGGAAUAGAAAAGGGCUUGCAGCAUAUAAUUGAACUCAAUGAUGGCCUCAGGUGUCUACCAAAAGAAGUACAUUUAUCUGUUAAUAUAAAUGGACUACCUCUUGCUAAAAGUUCCAAGAGCCAACUAUGGCCUAUUCUUGGGAGUUUUAGAAAUUUUAUAAAUAAGAGACCAUUUUUAAUUGGAGCCUUUCACGGGUAUGGGAAACCACCAGGCAUUGAAUUAUAUUUACGAAUGUUUAUCGAAGAAGCUGAAAACCUAAUUCAAAAUGGCUUUACUUAUGCUGGCAAGAACAUUCCAUUCAUAAUUGAUUGCUUCAUAUGUGACGCUGCUGCGAGAGCUUAUGUUUGCUCUAUAAAAAGUCAUAGCAGAUUUUAUGGGUGUCCAAAAUGUGAGACUAAAGGUAUCUAUCAAGGAAAAGUAGUAUUUCCAGAAAUGAAUGCUUCGUUGCGUACCAAAGAAUCAUUUAUCAAUCAAACCCAAAUUGAACACCAUACUGGAGUAAGUCCCUUGUUAAAACUUAACAUAGAUAUGAUUUCCCAAUUCCCCCACGAUUAUAUGCAUUUGGUACUACUGGGACAAGUGAAAAAAAUGCUGAAAUUAAUAACCGGAAAAUUAAAUCCAAUGAAACUGGGAACACAACAAGUUCUCGAGAUUUCACGUAGACAACUUGCAUUAAGAACACACAUUCCAUUAGAAUUUGCUCGAAAACCCAGAGCAUUAGAUGAGCUUGAUCGAAUGAAGGCAACCGAAUAUAUAGAAUUUCUCUUGUAUACUGGACUAAUAGUUCUUCGUAAAGUCGUAAAACAGGACAUAUAUGAGCAUUUUUUUAAAUUAUCAAUAGCUAUACGUAUCUUAGCAACUCCUGAAAUAGAUGUAGAACAAAACAGGUACGCAAAAAAUUUAUUACAAAAGUAUUUUACCGACUUUUUAUUAUUGUAUGGAAUAAACAAUGCUACAUAUAAUACACAUGGAUUGUUACAUCUGGCUGAUGAUGCUUUACAAUGGGGAGCAUUAGACAAAUUUUCCGCAUUUAUUUUCGAAAACUACUUGCAAGAAAUCAAGAAAAUUGUGAGAAAAAGUGAUAAACCUCUUCAGCAAAUAAGUAACAGAGUUUCUGAAUUAAGAAGAAAUUGUGUUACCGUUGAAAUGAUCGAUCGCAUUAAUACCUAUAAAUUAAGGAGAGAAUGUUACAAUGGACUCUUGAUAAAUGAUUGCAGACCGCCGAUGUAUACAAAGAUUCAAUUCCAACAUUUUACAAUUACUACAAAAGCUCCUAAUAACUGCUGCAUAAUGAAAGAUGAUAGUAUUGUUAUGGUAGAAAAUAUUUGUCACAUCGUACAUCGUAAUAAUAGUAUUGUCAUUAUUGGCAAACUUGCGAAAAAUGGAAAAUCGUUUUUUAAUUCUCCAGCACCAUCGACUUGCUUCGGAAUAGUACAAUUUCCUGGCGAAUACAGUUCUUUGAGAUCGUUUCCAAUUGAAAAUAUAUAAUAAAAAUAUAAAUAAAAAAUAAAGACGUCGUUCUUCCUAUUUUUGAACAUCGCCACAACAAUAUCGUAAUAUUUCCAUUGAUACACAGUCAGUAAUUAUCUAUUAAUUAUUUAAAUAUUUCAC
Molecule: messenger RNA, 2743 nt
Organism: Solenopsis invicta (red fire ant)
Lineage: Eukaryota; Metazoa; Arthropoda; Insecta; Hymenoptera; Formicidae
Exons: 2
Coding region: 506-2620 (704 amino acids)
Source: RefSeq, a predicted model, not a curated record